Messenger RNA from Schistosoma guineensis, 1410 nucleotides. The record is from the annotation of a GenBank genome assembly. NCBI's taxonomy places the organism in Eukaryota, Metazoa, Platyhelminthes, Trematoda, Strigeidida, Schistosomatidae.
AAACCUUGGCAAAUAUUUGAAUAUGAAGGUUCGCUUACUCUCACGCAACCCUUCUGAUUUUCGCAGGGAAACUGCCGAUGAUAUAUUUAAAAGUACGAAAGUCUAACAUCAGCAAAUGAAAUCAUAGUUCCUAGAAACCACAGCGCGGCAGAACAUCCAUUUUCGUGUGAAAGAGAAUAUGUCAGAGCAAUUAACGCUGCUAAGCUCGGAAAGAUGAUGGGCAAACCCUUUAUAGGAGCACUUGAAGGAUCAACCGAAAGGGUCACAAGUAUUUCUCUAAAUACAGAGACUUUGGGCAUGGCAACUUUUGGAACAGCUGAUGGGAAGGUCCAAUUCUGGAACGUAUCAAAAAGAAAUAAAGUUGUUGAGGUUAUUGCACAUGAAAGCGAAGUUCGAGGAAUCUGCCACUCCAACAGGUCUCGGCUGAUUUACACUUGUAGUCUAGAUGGUCAACUCAAACAAUGGCGGAUGAAUUAUGAUGAUAUUGUAUCAUGUUGGAAACAACCACUGAGUAGUGUUUUGAUGAAAUGGACUCCUCAUUGUAUGGAUCAUCAUCCUUCAUCAAAUGAGUUUCUUAUUGGUGGUCCAGAGUCAUGUCUGCUAUACUCUUCAGUUAGGCUUGAUGUACCGUUGCGUGAAUGGAGUUGGGGUCAAGAGCCGGUUCAUAAUGCCAAGUUCAAUCCAGUCGAACAUAAUAUUGCAUGUGCUUUAACCAAAGAUAAUUCAUUAAUGCUAAUCGACUGUAGACAGGAUCAACCUGUUCGCAAGGUCAAAAUGGAUUUGAAAUUAAAUGCAUUUUCAUGGAAUCCGAUGGAACCAUUCAUAUUCACUGCUGCAUCCGAAGACUAUAAUGUUUAUACAUUCGACAAUCGUUUCUUCAAAUUCCCUCGCAGAGUUCACCGUGGUCACGUAAAUGCUGUACUUGAUGUAGACUAUUCACCAACUGGAAGAGAAUUUGUAACUGGAAGCUACGACUCAACAAUUCGACUUUGGAAGUGUGAUUCUACAGAAUCAUUUGAUGUUUAUCACACUAGACGCAUGAAGCGUGUGCUUGUUGUCAAGGUGACACUAGAUGCGAAGUUUGUUCUGUCAUCAUCAUCAGAUCAAAACGUCCGACUAUGGAAAGCUCACGCUAACGAAAUUAUUGGACCGAUUCAGCCAAGACAAAAAGCAUCCCUACAGACAUGUGAAUCUUUACGAGAGAAAUUCAAAGACCAUCCAGAAGUCCGGAAAAUUCUAAAACAUCGUCAUCUGCCAAAAACGAUUCACGCCUCCAGUAAAGAACAUGCAAUAAUCAGAGCGAAAGAAAGGCGCAAGGAAAGAAAUACUCGUAUAUUUAAUAAAAAUGAUCUUCCAUUUAUUCCUGAUAAAGAGAAACACGUCGUUGCACAAUAUAAAUAGUUUUGAGUC